Messenger RNA from Chelonoidis abingdonii (Abingdon island giant tortoise), 1477 nucleotides. RefSeq names its product zinc finger protein RFP-like. NCBI's taxonomy places the organism in Eukaryota, Metazoa, Chordata, Testudines, Testudinidae. Gene Ontology annotation, molecular function: zinc ion binding. The record is from RefSeq and is a predicted model, not a curated record.
AUGGCUGCAGAGAACCCCAUGGAAAGUCUCCAGGAGGAAGCUACAUGUCCCAUUUGUCUGGACUAUUUUAAGGACCCAGUGAUUACAAACUGUGGGCACAAUUUCUGCCAAGUCUGCAUCAGCCAGUGCUGGGAGGGAUCCGAUAGAGACAUCUCCUGCCCUCAGUGCAGGAAAACUGUGCAAGAGAGAAACCUCAGGCCAAACAGGCAGCUGGCAAACAUGGUAGAAAUCGCCAGUCGGCUGAGUUUACAGGCAAAUAAGGCAGCGAAGGGAGCAGGAGGUGAUGGGGUGUGUGGGGAACAUCAGGAAGCUCUGAAACUGUUCUGUAAAGAGGAUGAAACUUCAAUCUGUCUGGUUUGCCAUCUGUCCCAGGCGCACAGAGCUCACAUGGUGGUUCCCGUAGAGGAAGCUGCCCAGGAGUACAAGGAAAAACUUCAGGCCCAUUUGAAGACUCUGAGAGAAGAGAGAGAAAAGCUGCUGGAAUUAAAAGAGACUGGAGAAGCGAAAAGCUGGGAAUAUCUGAUACAGACACAAACCAAGAGGCAGAAAAUUGUGUCUGAAUUUCAGCAACUGCGGCAGUUCCUGGAGGAACAAGAGCGACACCUGCUGGGCCAGCUGGAGAAGCUGGAUGAGGAGAUUGUGAGGAUCCAGAAUGAAAAUAUCAGUAAAUUCGCCAAGGAGAUUUCCUGUCUCAGUGAGCUGAUCAGUGAGCUGGAGGGGAAGUGUCAGAAGCCAGCGAGUGAAUUCCUGCAGGAUAUUAGAAGAACUUUGAGCAGGUGUGAGAAGGGAACGUUCCAGCAGCCAGAGGAGAUUUCUCCUGAAUUGGAAGAGCAAGUCAGUGGUUACUUCCAGAAAACUAUUGCAUUAUUGGAGACUCUGAGGAAGUUCAAAGACACUCUGCCCUCUGAAUUGGAGAUAAAAAGAAGAGAACCACUUGGAGCACACAGACAGGUGAAUGUGACUCUGGAUCCAGACACAGCUCAUCCUGACCUUGUCCUCUCUGCGGAUUGGAAAAGUGUGAGAUGGGAAUACAAAUGGCAGGAUCUGCCCGACACCCCUGAGAGAUUUGACACUGCGCUGUGUGUGCUGGGCUGUGAGGGAUUCACCUCGGGGAGAUAUUGCUGGGAGGUGGAGGUGGGGGAUGGGGAACGCUGGGCUGUGGGGGUGGCCAGAGAGUCUGUGGGGAGGAAGGGAGAGAUCAGCCGUAGCCCUGAGGGGGGGAUCUGGGCUGUGGAGCGGUGGUGGGGUCAGUUCCGGGCUCUCACCUCCCCUGAGACCCCCCUGCCCCUGAGCCGGGCCCCCAGCAGCAUCCGGGUUUGUCUGGACUGUGACUGGGGGCAGGUGACAUUUAUAGAUGCUGGUGACGAGGCCCCGAUCUUCACUUUCCCGCCGGGCUCCAUCCCCGGGGAGAGAAUCCGACCCUGGUUCUGGGUGGGGCUGGGAUCCCAGCUCAGCCUGUGUCCCUGAGACAUGGUGG